Dunckerocampus dactyliophorus (ringed pipefish) is the source of this 6749-nucleotide messenger RNA. Its product is annotated as transmembrane protein 132D-like. Bases 85 to 3780 code for a protein of 1231 amino acids. Lineage: Eukaryota; Metazoa; Chordata; Actinopteri; Syngnathiformes; Syngnathidae. The record is from RefSeq and is a predicted model, not a curated record. The transcript is spliced from 10 exons.
UUAAUCUCAGACAAAAAACAAGAAUAAUGCCAAGAACUACAAAUUAAAUUUAAAACAGUAUUGUCAAAAAACAGGGUGCAUUGAAUGCAACAGCCAGCCAGAAAGCCUGCUAGCAAAACACAAAUGGAGUUUCUGCUCUUUUUACCAAAUGCUGCUAAGAAGACAACUUUUAUUCAAGUGGAGACUGAGGCCAAACUGCAGCAAACUGUGGAACAUAACACUGCAACAUCCAGAGGGGAAACAAAGCAACAAGACAAAAUGCUCAACUUUCUCUUGCGGUGCAUGUCUCCAUUGCUGAUGGUUGCUGUGCUUACAGCUGCGACACAGGGUGUUGAAAGCCAACAGGUUCCAACAGAUCCAGAGCCCACAGCUCCACUUCCUGUUUAUCCUGCAGUCAGCUUCCAGGUGCUCAAUGUAGACCAUGUCCUUCUGAGGCAGGACAGUCCUGGGUCGCAGAGGAACUCCAGCAUUAAGGCUCACACCCAGACGUUCCUCAUCACUGAUCCUGGUCCUGGACUUCUCCAGCCAGCUCUCAACGCGUCAUAUGGUCCACUGACCGUGGACGCCCCCAUUGCACCAGACCUGCUCCUUAGCGGCCGCAAAAUCUUGCCGGUCAUUUUAAGCCGCCAGGUGCGCUCCUCAUCACCGGUUGUUAAGAUCCUCUUCCACAUGCCUGGAGAAGCUGAGGUCAGGAUGAUGUCCGGUGAGGACGAGAUGAGAAAGGAAAAGGACCAAGCUCAUUGUGUGACGGCAUAUGCUUUUUGGGGGACGCGGGAAGUGCGCGGGGCAUGCCUGGUUUCUCACGGUGGCUUCUGUGUGGCGCAGCUAAAACCCGAACCAGCAUGGUUCAACUCGUCCACUCAACCCGGCAGCUCCAGCAAAGAGACAGAAAGAGCCACCUCCAUAAAGGGGCUCCAGGGGAACCUUGUGGAGGUCUACUUCCAGAGUCGAAGGGAUCGGACGGGACAGUGUGUGCCUCAGGAUAGCCUGCAACGAUUUGGGAGAGGCGGGGCUCGUGAUGGGACAGGGACGCCGAUGAGGAGGAUAGGAAGCGUGAACCUCCUUAAAAGCCCACCUGGGAACCCCACCUUUUUUCGCCUAAGGCUAGGGGGUGCUGUGGUGAUCCAGACUUCCUCCAAGCCCCUGAAGACUAACGAUACGGCGACUUUUAACGUCUUCCUGGCAAGCACCUCUACCUUGGAAAGCUUCACACUCAGGACAACGGUGAAGUCAGGACUGGUGUUCAGUGCGGUGCGACCCAGUGACGUGGCAUUAUGGGACGUCAAGGCGGAGCCCGGCAGAGUCGCCAUACCCAACACUGUGUCUUUUGUGUGCCGGAGGAAGGUCGCUAUCACUGCAAAGAGGGGUCUUUUGGAGGUUCUCCAAGUGGACUUUGUGGUAAAAGACGUCUCCGAGCAGGCCGAGACUCACGUCAUCUCCUGGCGACUGGAUCAGCCCGGGAACGUCAGGGACGUGGGCCAGAUGCGGAUCUAUACCAGCCAGAGAGACUACGUGGGGCUGGCCCCUCUUGUCAUGAGCUCCGAGCUGUUGAAUACUGCAGUAUUGACUGGUAAAAUGGUGAAAGUACCUGUGAAAACUUUUGCUGUGGACGCCAACGGCUCCGUCACUGACGUAAGCAGCUUUGCCAGCUGCAGAUCCACCGACAAAGAGGUGCUGAAGGUGUCUGAGCGCUGCGACUACGUUUUUGUGACGGGCAAGGAGCCCAGAGGGAAGAGCAGAGUGAUGAUCAACUUCACGCACGCCUUUCUGAGCGCGCAGCUGGAGAUGAGCGUCUGGACGCCCCGACUGCCGCUGACCAUCGAUGUGGCCGACCCUGAACUCAACCAAAUCAAGGGCUGGAGAGUCCCCAUUACAACCAGCAAUCGCAAGCCCACUUGGAAUAGCGAAGAGGAAGAGGAGAUGAGGAAGGGCAGGGGCUGCAUGCUGCAGUACCAGCACUCCACACUCAGGGUGCUCACACACUUCGUAGCCGAGGCCGACUCGGAGGUGCUGCUAACCGGGGCGAAGCCUGUUGAUUACUUUCUCGGUCCUGACUGGCAGGUGGAUGUGACCAAUCUAGUGCGCUAUUCUCUAAAAGUGGCCGACCCAGAGGUGGCCAGGGUUCAGGACGGAGCGGUGCUGCAAGGGCGGGCUGUGGGUCGCACCGCUGUGCAGGUGGGACAUUCUUUACGUAACAUAAACGUGACGUACGUUGCAUACCACUGCGGAUUUUUCCUGCAGGUGCUGUCCCCCCUCACGUCGUCGGUCCUGGCCGAGAGGAGUGUCGCAGUGGUGGACGAUAAAGUGAGCGUUACGGAGCUGGGGGUACAGUUGGUGUCUGGACUCUCGCUGUCCCUGCAGCCCAGCACGGCCAGCAACAGUGCCGUCGUUGCCGUGGCAACCACCCGAGAGACCAUCACGCAGGUCAAACAGGAAGCUGUCGUCAGCUGCUGGGUCCAAUUCAGCGACGGCGCCGUCGUCCCGCUGACCAUCUUCGACCGCGGCGUCUACUCCCUAACUGUUUCCACGCCGGACGAGGACGUGGCCACCGUCCGCCGCAGCCCGCCGUCCACGUUUGUGUUGGCGCGGGGCGCAGGCGAGGGAAAAGGGGCUCUGGUCAAGGUGGAGCUGAGGAUCUGCGAGGAAUGCCAGAAGUCCAAGAGGAAGAGCAAGCUGGCGGUCGGCACGGGGCUGCUGCGGAUCGACUUCCAGGGCGGCGGCCCGCCCGGUCUCGGCCGCGAGACGAGCGGCGGGGGUGCGGCGGAAAUGGUGGGAGAGGUGAAGACGACGGUGACGACGCGGCAAGUGCUGACCGAUGCGGGGGAAGCGUUUGUAGGGACGCAGCCUGAAACGAGCACAUUGUUUGUCGCAACGGUGCAGUCGGCUGUCGCCCAGACUGAAGCAACUUCUCAGCCGACGGUCAUCACAUCUCCGACAGUACAGAGCUCCCUGAGUACCACCAAAUGUAGCGAUGCCACACUCGGUGUGCUUGAUAAAGAAGAAGGACAGAGGAGAAGCUUUGGCAACAUGCUAGACAACCCAAAUUCCCCGCCAAACAAAGCGGACGUUGCAUCCAAGCAAGAGCCUCCGAAAUCCCCCAAAUUCAUUGAAAGCGACUUAAUACGCACAUUCCGAGCCAUGUCCGACUUGGAAAUUUGUAUUUAUUCCUUGGUGGGGGUGUUGUGUAUCGCCAUCUUGGGCUUUUUGCUUAACUGCGCGUCCUAUCGGCUCUGUUUCCGCAAUCAUAAAACCCCCAUACAAGCAGGGCUGACACCCAUCGUGGACCCGAAGGAUCACAAGCACGACUGGGUGUGGCUCGCCAGCAACAACCAGCACCCAGCUCCUCCGGGCGGAGCACCUCCUCAAGUGUCAACGCUCACCCGCAGCGCCCCGAGCACCAUGGCCGCCAUCAAUCACCCCACCGCCACCGAAAGAACCGCCACUUUGGGCCGCAGUCGAACCAGCUCCCAGCAGCAUCUGCACAGGAAGGUGGUGGACCCCGUGGCCAACCGCUCGGCCACCCUGCUGGCCAGGCCGCACCGCAGCGAGCCGCUGCACUCGCCCACCAGUAAGAGGAACCAGGUGCAGUUCACCACCUUCACCACGCUGGACAUCAAGCACUUGGCGGCGCUCAAGAAGAACGGCGUGGACUUUCACUGGACCAAUCAGCAACUGCAAGAGCAGCAGCAGGCGCCACCGCCACCACCCCCUGUUGAGCCACAGAUCCCAUUACCUGACAUGCCAUGGCCUGUUGUUAAACCCCUUGUAGAGACUCAGUAGUGUUUAUCCACGUGAAAAGCAUCGUAUAUGAAAAGUAAGGAUGUACUGUAAAUACAGAAUGUACUGCUGGUGCAGAUAUAAUGUGGGGCCUGUAAAUACAAAAUCAUUUCUAUACUCCUGCUUUAAAACACUUGCCGAUGCAGUAUAGGAGAGAUUAUUUUUUGUAAGUAAUGUAUUUUCUUUGUUUUUCAAGAUUCCCAAGAACACCUAUGGACUUUAUGCAAUUGGUCAGAGAAUAUGCAACAUUUCUUAUGUUCAUUUUAGCAAUAUAUAUGAAAAGUAUGUGCUGAAAAUGUCAUUUCUGCCCAUUAACCUGUUUAUAUUAUAGUAGUAGUUAUUUAUACCACUGAUGGGAAUUUCAAUAAUUCUUUGUCGCAAAAGCAGGGGUUUUCAAAGUGUGGGAGAGUGAGACUCCCCUUAAACAACGUAAGGCGUUUUGGCUUUUAUAUUAUUGUUUUUUUAGCAAUAAUAUAAAUCAUAUUUAUGUCCAUUUAGCAAUAAAAACAAGUUUCAUUUAAGCAACAGAGCCACACAAUCGACAAAAUGAUGAUUUGGAACAUAUCAGGUAACACUAAAAGCAUUCAUUUCUGCACAGUUUUGCAUUUCUACUUAUCUAGAGUGCAUUGCUUUGCUGCUAGAGUGCAGGAAAUAACCAGCGCAAACUCUGUUGUGAUUUUUUUCUCAGGGCGGGGGUGUCCAAACUUUGCCACAUGAAAAAUGAAAUGAUGCAAGGGCCACUUAGAUAUUUUGUAAUAUGCUAAGAAGUUAAUAUACUGUAUAUUGAAAGAAAAAAACUGCAUGUAUCACCUUAACUCUCUUCUUUUUUUUACAUUGUUGCUAUUGUUUUUGUUUUAUUUUCAAUUUUCCAAAUAUUUCAACCUCUUAAAUAAUAUUUAAUCCUUAAAUAAUUUUUGUACAUUUUCUUUUCGGAAUAUCAUGACUUUAUUUCCCAAUAUUUUGACUUUAUUCCCAUAAUAUUCUUACUUUUCCCCAACUUAUUUUCCCAAACAUUACAAGUUUAUUUUGUUUUGUUUGUUUCUCAUAUUGUUACGACUUCAAAAGAAAACAACUUAUUUUUUCUUCAAUAUUUCAACUCUACGGUACUAAAAUGACGAUAGUUUUCCUCAUAAUAUCACUACUUUAUUCUCUUUAAAUUGUGACUUUUUUUCUUGUUAGAAGACAACGUUUUCCUCCAUAUAUUUUGACUUUAUUUUUGGAAAAUUCUACAUCUUUUUUUUUUCUAUUUCUGCAGUUCGCUUUUGUUUUUUUGGGGGGGCGUUUUAUUUUUUUCUCAUAAUAUUAUGACUUCACUGCCAUAAACACAAAAAUGACAAAUGUAUUUUGUUUAGUUCGUUUCUCCUAAUACUAUGACUAUUUUUUCUUUAAUAUUUUAACUUUAUGCUACUAAAAUCACUUUCUUUCCUUCAUUUUUUCUUGUUCAUUCUUGUAAAAUUGGGACUUUUUUCUCAUUAGAAUAUGAUUUUUGUCUUUUAAUAUCUUGACUGUCUUCUUGUAAAAUUACAGCUGUUAUUUUUCCAAUUUUUAAAUUUUCCAUUUCAACUUUCUUCUUGAAAAUGUUCUUCUCGUAAUAUAAUGACUUUAUUUGCACAAUAUUUUGACUUAAUCCCCAUCAUUUAAUAACUUUUACCUGAACAUAAUUUUCCUAAAUGUACAACUUUAUUUGUUGUUUUGUUUGUUGUUGUUUUUUUUUUUUUUUUAAAGAAAACAACAUUUUUUUCUUUAUUCUUUAAACUUUAUGCUACUAAAAUUAUGGUAUUUUUUCCCUCAUAAUAUUACAACAUUAUUCUUGUAAAAUUAGGACUUUUUCUGGUUAGAUUACAACUUUUUGCUCUUAAUAUUUUGACUUUAUGUGCUUUUUUUUUUACCGUUUUUUUUAUUCAAACGCUCCAACUAUUUAAACGUUCUUCUUGUAAAUUUUUGUCUCUGAAUUCUGACUUUAUUUCCAUAAUAUUUUGACUUUAUUCUCAUAACAUUCUAACUUUUUUUGCAACCUAAUUUUCCAAAAUUACAACUGUAUUCAUUAUUUUGUUUCUCGUACUCUCACGAAUUGAACACAAUAACACCUUUUUGUAAUAUUUCAACUUUAUGCUACUACAAUGACAUUAUUUUUCCUCAUAAAUUAUUCUCGUAAAAUUACUUUUUCUCGUUAGAUUACAGCUUUUAAUAUUUUGACUUUAUUUUUGCAAGAUUACUGCUGAUGGCAGCACUACUGCUGUUUUCUUGUUGAAUUAUAUUUUUUAAAUGUGCUGCGGGCCAAUAAAAAACAGCCACCGGGCACAAAUGGCCCUUGGGCUACACUUUGGACACCCUUGCCUUAAGAGAACGAUAUUUUUUAGAAGCGCUUCCUACUGCUUGUUGCUAUAAUCUACUCAAUGACAUUGUCUGCUACUAGAGUGCGGGUUGACCAGAGCACGUACUGGUGGUUUCCAUGAGUGUUUUUGUUGUUGUUAGUAGUGCAUCCCAAAGCUACUAUCUACUCACUAAAUUUGUGUGCUACUAGAGUGCAGGAAAUAACCACACUCAGUCUCUGUGUUGCUUUGCUUUAGGGAAGUGAUGUUUAAUAACCAGCGCAUUCUCAUCACUUGUUGCUAAUAUAGACUCGCUGAGUUAGUCUGCUACUAGAGUGCAGGAAAUUACCAGACUCUGGUGCUAUUCUCUUGGGAGAGAGAUCUUUAUUCGCAGUGUAUCUCACUGCUUGUUUCUAAUAUGUACUCUCGAAGUUUGUGUGCUACUACAGUGCAGGAAAUACAUGCACAGAAUAGUCUCUGUGGUAGGUUUUGGCUUCCAUUUUGAAAACCUCUGCUCUGUAGAAUGAAAGCAAAGAAUAAUGAACAUCUUUUCUAUGUACAUACAGUAUAAUAUAUCAUGAAGCCUUUUAUAAUGUAGCAGCUUAUAUUAUUUUGAAAUGAAAAUGUUACAUGUGCUUCCUUGCAAAUAUUGCCAAUAAA